AUUUGUUGUUUUCAGGCAUACACUAACAUAAUAUCAUUGUUAUAUCUUGCAUGUUUAAAUUACUUGCACAUGGUUGAAUAAUCACAUUAGCUGAGAACUGAACUGAACUGAGCCUACUGAACUGAACACCCAUCUUACAUCUGUACUAGCAGAAAUUCGUUCAACGGUUUUUGUGAACUCAUGUCUUGGGGGUUCCCCUCCCCCAUCGGCCUUCAUUACUUUGUUCAAUGGGUCUCGGAAGUUUCAGAUGAGCCCUAAAAAAGAAAACACUGUCUAUUGUUCCAAUAAACCGCUUUGGCCAGUGCAAUACCGUUGUUUCUAGUAGAGGGCGCUGCGUAGCAUAGAGGGCUCACGGCCUCGGAUCUUUUUGUCUGAGAACUGGAUCCCGCUGCCGCUUUACAGUGUGUGCGAUUGCUUGGAGCCGCGUCUGUAUCACACUGUCAAACCACUCCAAACGAACACAAUUGCAGCCAAUACAAUUUAUUUACCAUCUAGUACCAUGACAAUUUUUGUUAGUCGGUAUAAUCGAUCGAUAUUGUAAUUGUUUAUUUGAACUUAGUAGAGGGUGAAUCGGCUUGUUUUCUGUGUAGCUGUAUCAGUCUUUAUUAGCGAGCUGGCGCUCUUCUUUCUAUUAGCUAUUUCUUUAACUUUUUUAAACACUCAGCCUCGCGAAUGACUGAGCGCCGGCGGAGUAUGGGAUCCUUGGUGUCUUAGGAAGCGAAUGAGUGGGGUUUUAACCGUUUUUAAGGAUCUAAACGAUGGCAAAUUCGACGGGAAAAAAUCUACCUGAUCAGCGAAGGAAAGGACUGGCUUUCCUGGACGAGCUGCGGCAAUUUCACCAAAGCAGAGGAUCGCCGUUCAAGAAGAUCCCAAUCGUGGGUGGCAAAGAGCUGGAUCUUAAUGCUCUCUAUAUCAGAGUCGUUUCGUUAGGUGGAUUUGCUAAGGUGUCUGAUAAAAACCAGUGGUCUGAACUUGGCGAAGAGUUCAAUUUUCCAAGAAGUUGUUCCAAUGCUGCUUUUGUUUUAAAACAGUACUACCUUCGCUAUUUAGAAAAGUAUGAGAAAGUCCACCACUUCGGUGAAGAUGACGAUGACGUCCAGCCGGGCAACCCAAAACCAUCUCUUCCAAUUGGUGCAAUACCCUGCUCUUACAACUACCAGCAACACUCUGUAUCAGACUAUCUCCGCCAAAGCUAUGGCUUGUCCACGGACUUUGUGGCGCCGUCCGACUACAACAAGCUGGUGCUGUCCCUGCUGUCGGGCCUGCCCAACGAGGUGGACUUUGCCAUCAACGUGUGCACGCUGCUGUCCAACGAGAGCAAGCACGCCAUGCAGCUGGAGAAGGAGCCCAAGCUGGUCACGCUGCUGCUGGCCCAUACGGGGGUCUUCGACGACUCGUUGGGGAGCUUCUCUGCCGUGUUUGGGAUGGAUUGGAAGGAGAAGACGUCUCGGGACUUUAACAAGUUCUGGAAGGAUGUCAUAGAGGACACAGAAGUACGAGAUCUCAUCUCGGACAACAGAAACACCACCUCACCAGACAUGGAGCACGUGGAGGAGCGGCGGCGGCGGCAGGAGGUGCUCUUCCACCCAGCGCGUGCCCCGGGGCUGGGCGACGCCGAGGGCCAGCGCGUGCUGCAGGUGGCGCUCAUCCUGCGCAACCUGUCCUUCGAGGAGGCCAACGUCAAGCUGCUGGCCACCAACCGCACCUGCCUGCGCUUCCUGCUGCUCUGCGCCCACUGCACCUUCGUCUCGCUGCGGCAGCUGGGCCUCGACACGCUGGGCAACGUUGCCGGAGAGCUCCAGCUUGAUCCAGUGGAUUUUCGGACGACCCACCUGAUGUUCCACACCAUCACCAAAUGCUUGAUGUCCAGGGACCGCUUCCUGAAAAUGAGAGCAAUGGAGAUCCUGGGUAACCUGAGCAAGGCGGAGGACAACGGCGUGCUGAUCUGCGAGUACGUGGACCAGGACUCGUACCGCGAAGUGAUCAGCCUGCUCACCUUGCCCGACGUCAUGCUCCUUAUCUCCUCCCUCGAGGUGCUCUACCAGCUCACCGAGCUCGGCGAGGUCACCUGCUCCAAGAUUUCCUCCGUGGAGAGGAGUAUAGACCUGCUUGUACGGCUAGUGUCCAUUGAUCUGCACACGUUUGGCCCCGACGCCCUGACUGCUGUCAAGCUCAUCGAGCACCAGGCGUCCAGCAGCCAAGUGGCAGAGGUGCGGCCACAGCUCGUCGAGCACGUCCCUCCCCCCAUGCAGGGCCCACCUGGACCAGCACCAAGAGUCCCUGUUCAGUCUACUCCUCCUGGUAUUGUGGAGUUAGAUGGGGAGAAGUUCACCCUUCAGUGGCUGAAUGCUCACUUUGAAGUGAACAUGGAGGGCUCGGUGUCGAGGUCCGAGAUGUACUCUGAGUACCUGGCCACCUGCAGCAAGAUGGCCCGCAGCGGGAUUCUCACCUCCUCUGGCUUCUACAAGUGCUUGAGGACAAUCUUCCCUAAUCACGCGGUCAAACGCAUGGACGAUGGCAAGAUGAAUACCCAGGCGCAGAUCCACGUGGUUGGGAUUCGGAGGCGAUCCAUCCCCCUCCCCAUCCAGCUAUACUAUCAGCAGCAGCCCAGCCCUGUGGCCGUGACCAAGCACGAAGCCCCCUCAGAACACCCACAGGCGCCCCCAACAGGCCUCCACCCUGGCAUGGGUGGGCAGUUUGUGCGGGCACCUGUCCCCAGCCCUACAGCCAGCCAGGCAGCGCCGCAGUUAGCCUACGCCGUGCAGGCAGCGCCACACUCGCACCCACCACCAGCCAUGACCGUUUCUCCACGCUUCCCGCCGGCCAACCCGCCCGGCCUGCCCCAGCAGUCGCCGAGCCCUGCCGUCGCACCCAUGCCGCCGCGUCCCGGCGACAUGGUCAAGACGGCCAUGAUCCAGAGCUCCAUCCCCACAGCGUCGGUGCCGCCCACCAUGCCCAACCACGGCGGGCUCCCGGCCGCCAUGGCGCCCCCGCAGCAGCUGCUGCACCACGCUCCCGUCACGCUCUUCCAGCAGGGCCCCCCCCCGCAGGCCCACCACGUCUUCGCCGGACGGGUCCAGGGCGUGGUUCCUCCGGGCGCCGGUCAGCAGCGCCUGUCCCAGCCCGGCGGCGCCGGCGCCUCCCAGGAGUCGUCGGUGGUCCUGGCCUCGCCGCCGCAGUUCGUCAGCUCGGCCUCGAUAGUGGCCGGCGGGCAGGUGUUCACGGUCGCUGGCGUCCAGAACGCGCAGGGCUCCAGGGUCACCUUCCAGAACAUCGCCCCGAAGCCUGCACCCAACCAGCAGCAGCAGCAGCUCCCUCAGCAGCAGCAACCCCAGCAGCAGGCUCUGCAGCAGCAGACGCCACCGCAGCAAAACGUGGUCAUCGUCAGCCCCAACCCCCAGCCAAACCCAGCGUUCGCCCCGGCCAUCCACCAGAUAGUGCUGACCAACCCCUCGGGCAUGCCCACGGCCCAGACCAUCCAGCUGGCCGGGCAGCCGUCCAGCACCUCUACCCCUCCGCCCUCGCACUGCCCCCCAACCUCCAGCCCUCUGCCCCAGGUCGUGAGCUCGCCCUCGCACCCGGGCCAGGGCCCCCCUCCCACGGUCAGUCAGAUGCUCUCCGUCAAGCGCCAGCAGCAGCAGCAGCACCUCCAGACGUACCCCCCGCCUCCCCCACCUCCCGGCCAGCCUACCUCCACGGAGUCCAGCCUGAUCAAACAGUUACUGCUUCCGAAGCGCGGGCCCUCCACUCCCGGAGGGAAACUCAUCCUCCCCGCGCCGCAGGUCCCUCCCCCCAGCAGCACGCGGGCGCCCAGUCCGCAGGUGGUCUACCAGGUGUCCAGCAGCAGCAGCGGCGGCGGCCAGAGCAUGGCCCAGCCGCAGCAGCAGCAGCCCCAGCAGCUCAACGUGCAGCUGGUCCAAAGCCCGCUGCCGUCGCCCGGUGCCGUACAGACUGUCCCCAUCUCCAGCCUGCAGCUCCUGCCUGGCCACCAGCUCAUCUCCACCAGCAGCCCGGCCACCAUCCUCCAAGGUACGCCCGCCAACCAGGUCACGUUCACGGUAGUGCCAAACGCGGGCUUCCCCGCCACCGGGGUUGCCCAGGGCGUGCCGUCGCCGCUGACGACGCAGACGGGCCUGCCCGUCAGCGGAGCCCCGCCCAGCGCGCUCGGGGUCCAGGUGCAGCCCGUGACCUCACCUCAGCCCCCCGCAGGGGCCACGCCGCCCGUCUCUGUGCCGCCGUUCCGGGCGGACAAGAUUAUCUGCCAAAAGGAGGAGGAGGCCAAAGACGCCACGGGGCUUCACGUCCACGAGCGCAAGAUCGAGGUGGUGGAGAACUCCUCCCUGGGCGAGGGCGCCAAAACCAGCAACGGGGACGCAGCGGAGCCCCAGGGCCCUGGAGGAGCCAAGCUGCUCAACGGGAGGAAGUGCGUCGACUCGAGUCUACCUCCGUACCACUCAGGGAACAGCCAGCUGGCCGGUGCUCAGGUCGCACAGGCUCUCAACGGGCCCGCCACGGAGGCCGCCGACGCCGCCAGCGCCGGGAAGCUGAGCCCCGCCGGUCCGACUCCGGACCCCCGAAAGCUCCUGGUCAACGGGGUUUGCGAUUUCGACCGGGGGGACGCCGCGGGCCCUGGUGCCCACCUCGGCAAAAACAUUCCAAAUCACAAAGCUUCCAAACACGUGGGGAACGGGGAGGUGGCCCCCAGAGGGCACGGCGCGGCGCCUGGUGCGGACUCUCUUCCUCAACCUCAGCAGGACACUGCCAAAGCAGAGCCGGCGGAGCGCGUGGCCAACGGGCCCAAGAGCGCGGUCCGCAGCGUCGAGAUCUCCAACGGGCCCUCGGGCCAGAACUAUGACGCUCCCACGCCCCACCUGCGCCUCCAGCAACCCCACCACCACCAUCACCACCACCACCACCACCACUCGCCCCCCAUCUUGCCUCCCCAGGGGUCGGAGGUCCAGUCCCAACCCCAGCCACAGCAGCCAGCAAACGGAGCUAACGAGAGCCGGGCGCUCAAGCGGCCGGCUGAAGACGGGGAGCGGGGGCCCCAGUCCGGCAUCCCCAGCAAAGUGGGCGUGCGGAUAGUCACCAUCAGCGACCCCAACAACGGCGGCCACAGCGCCACCAUGGUGGCCGUGCCGGCCGGGGCCGACCCAAGCACAGUAGCAAAAGUAGCAAUAGAGAACGCAGCGCAGCAGAAGCCCGGCGCCUUGACACAGCAGGACACGCUCCCUCAGUCGGUGUCGGCAGCUAUGCCCGUGGCCCCCGCGGUGCCCCAGCCCCUGCAGGGCAGCAGUGGCAGUCCCAGUCCGUCUCUGGAAGGCCCACAGGCCACAGCGGUACCCCAGGAGCAGGCCCGGAAACCUGGCCAGAACUUCAAGUGUCUCUGGCAAUCCUGUAAACGGUGGUUUGAGACACCAUCUCAGGUGUUCUACCAUGCCGCCACUCAACAUGGCGGGAAGGAGGUGUACCCUGGGCAAUGCCUCUGGGAAGGCUGUGAACCCUUCUCACGGCAAAGACUAUCCUUCAUCACUCACUUACAGGACAAGCACUGCUCAAGGGACGCUCUAAUCGCUGGCCUGAAACUGGAGGAGCAGAGGCAAGGCGGCAAUCAGAACACUUCCAAGUCUCCACCAGUGGCUGCCAGCAGUCCGACCCCAAGAGCACAGAAAGCUAUCGUCAAUCACCCCAGUGCCGCCCUCAUGGCACUACGCAGGGGGUCACGGAACCUGGUCUUCAGAGACUUUACUGAUGACAAAGAGGGACCAAUGACCAAACACAUACGACUAACUGCUGCCUUAACAUUAAAGAACGUCGCAAAGUAUUCAGACGAUGGGCGAAGGUUGGUAAAACGACAUGAGUGCCACCUGUCGGUCCUGGCGCUCAGCAACAUGGAAGUCUCCACGACGCUUGCCAAAUGCCUUUACGAACUGACUCACACCCUACAGGCUUGAGCCAAGCUGAAUUCCCAAAAAAAAAAAAAGAAUUUAAAGAAAAAAAGAGGAAAACCACACUUCCCAUAGUGCUGGCGAACAAGUCUCAUGGUGGCCACGUUGGGCAAAGCUUCCCAAGGCCCCCCCCCCCCCCCUUCCAUUUCAGUUCUCAGUUUGCUUGGACCACCCCUACAAUCACACCCAUCUCUUCCCUCCCUCCUGCCCACACCCACAAAAACAAAACAGGAAAAAAAAAAGAAAAAAAAAAACACAAACUGCCAUGGGGUCUUCCACCAGCCACUCAGAAACCAGCCACCUGCUCC
Alosa sapidissima (American shad) is the source of this 6256-nucleotide messenger RNA. It is a transcript of the gene arid2, whose product is annotated as AT rich interactive domain 2 (ARID, RFX-like). Bases 759 to 5954 code for a protein of 1731 amino acids. Gene Ontology annotation, molecular function: DNA binding. Gene Ontology annotation, biological process: regulation of DNA-templated transcription. Lineage: Eukaryota; Metazoa; Chordata; Actinopteri; Clupeiformes; Clupeidae. The record is from RefSeq and is a predicted model, not a curated record. The transcript is spliced from 21 exons. Gene Ontology annotation, cellular component: SWI/SNF superfamily-type complex.